Molecule: messenger RNA, 6239 nt
Organism: Globicephala melas (long-finned pilot whale)
Lineage: Eukaryota; Metazoa; Chordata; Mammalia; Artiodactyla; Delphinidae
Gene: CHST6
Product: carbohydrate sulfotransferase 6
Biological process (GO): N-acetylglucosamine metabolic process; keratan sulfate proteoglycan biosynthetic process; carbohydrate metabolic process
Cellular component (GO): Golgi membrane; trans-Golgi network
Molecular function (GO): N-acetylglucosamine 6-O-sulfotransferase activity
Source: RefSeq, a predicted model, not a curated record
CGCUCUACGAGCUCUUCUCUCACCCAGUGGAGCGGGGCUACCGCGCGGGGCUCUGCUCUAAGGCCGCGCUGUUCCUGAUGCUGUCCGCCGCGCUCACGUACAUCCCGCCGCUGCUGGUGGCCUUCCGGAGCCACGGGGGAAUCCUGCCCUGUUUGCUGGUUCCCGCCGCCUUGGGUCUCCAGGUGCCUCCAAUAUCUUAGUAUCCGCUUCUCAAGUCCAUGCCUCCUGGAGCCCUCUCCCCGGUGUCACUGGGUACCCCUUCAUAGCCUUGGGACCCUGCGGAACAAAUCAGCCGCAGCGGACUCCCCCGGCGAGGAGACAGAGCGGCUGUGGAGAGGAGCUUGGAAAAGACGUCCAGGAGCCUUUGCUGAGACUGGGGCCAGAGGCGUCUGCCUCCCGCCGCGCCAGUCGGGCUGGGACGCCUCGCUUGGGGCCCUGAAAAACCUCCAGGCAUCUCCCAUGGAUCUGUGACCGAGGUGGGCAGCUCUCCCAGCAGCCCUGGACAGCAGCCCCCGGCCGGCGGCAUGUGGCUGCGGCGCAUCUCCAGCACCGCGGUGACCGCGCUCCUGCUGGCGCAGACUGGCCUCCUGCUCUUCCUAGUCUCCCGGCCCAGGCCGCCGUCCCCGGUGGGUGGCGAGGAGAGGGUGCACGUGCUGGUGCUGUCCUCGUGGCGCUCGGGCUCGUCCUUCGUGGGCCAGCUCUUCAGCCAGCACCCCAAUGUCUUCUAUCUGAUGGAGCCUGCGUGGCACGUGUGGGCCGCUUUGUCGCAGGGCAGCGCGGUGGCGCUACACAUGGCGGUGCGCGAUCUGGUGCGCUCCGUCUUCCUGUGCGACAUGGAUGUGUUCGACGCCUACCUGCCGUGGCGGCGCAACCUGUCGGACCUCUUCCAGUGGGCGGAGAGCCGCGCGCUGUGCUCGCCGCCCGCCUGCAGCGCCUUCCCGCGCGGCGCCAUCAGCAGCGAGGCAGUGUGCAAGCCGCUGUGCGCGCGACGGCCCUUCGGCCUGGCCCAGGAGGCCUGCCGCACCUACAGCCACGUGGUGCUCAAGGAGGUGCGCUUCUUCAACCUGCAGGUGCUCUACCCGCUGCUCAGCGACCCGGCGCUCAACCUGCGCAUCGUGCACCUGGUGCGCGACCCGCGGGCUGUGCUGCGCUCGCGCGAGCAGACGGCCAAGGCACUGGCCCGUGACAACGGCAUCGUGUUGGGCACCAACGGCAAGUGGGUGGAGGCCGACCCGGACCUGCGUGUGGUGCGCGAGGUGUGCCGCAGCCACGUGCGCAUCGCCGAGGCCGCCAUGCGCAAGCCACCGCCCUCCCUGCGCGGCCGCUACCGCCUGGUGCGCUUCGAGGACCUGGCACGGGCGCCUCUGCCCGAGAUCCGCGCGCUCUACGCCUUCGCAGGCCUGAGCCUCACGCCGCAGCUCGAGGCCUGGAUCCACAACAUCACCCACGGGGUCGGGCCAGGCGCCCGCCGUGAGGCCUUCAAGACUACGUCCAGGGAUGCGCUCAACGUCUCGCAGGCCUGGCGCCACACGCUGCCCUUUGCCAAGAUCCGCCGCGUGCAGGAGCUGUGUGCGGGUGCACUGCAGCUGCUGGGCUACCGGCCAGUGUUCUCUGAGGACGAGCAGCGCGACCUCACCCUGGACCUCAUGCUGCCGCGCGGCCCGAGCAGCUUUAGCUGGGCAUCGUCCACUGCCGAGCACUCCGGGCCGUAGCAGAGGCCCCCAGCUGUGGCUGGCGGUUGCCAGGAGACUCACGCGUGUUGGGGAAGGAGCUGGGGCGCACGAGGCCGGGAGUUUGGGAGGUCCCCCACGUAGGAGGAAAGGACCGAGUCCGCAGACUAUGUUUCUUUCUCCCCACUUCUUGUUUUUCCUUUGAAUCCUCUUUAGGAGCUAGAUUCCCGCCACACACACUCUUCAUGGAAAGCAGACUCGUGCCCCCACUUCCUCUGGGCGCAGGGAAUAAGUUCAGAUGACUUGGCUCCUACUCCAGCACUUUCUUUCCCCUUAAGUCUCUGUUGGGAUGCCUCAUCCUGCAGCUGAGAAGGCUGUCCCGGCCCUGCCUGGGAGUGGAGGGACACUGUGGUGAGCUGGUCCCUGAAGUCGGUACAUCUCCCCCUACGCACACCCCGUGCCUCUGGCACCACACACCACCAAAGCCAGUGCUUUUAUAUUCACCUGUAUCUUCAGUAAGAAAUCAGCCAAGGUGCCUCUAUCUUGUGGUCUCCCCUUAGUCUCUCUCUACCCCAAUCUCCUGGGAGCCCCCAUGCCCCCAUCACAGAAAUAAACAUACCCACAGAAAUAAACAUAAUUCACCUGUGUGAUACAGAUUAGAGUUUACAGCCUGUAAAGUUUGACAAGCAAAACGCAAAAGCGAAGGGACUUGUCCAAGGCCACACGAUGAGAAGGAGGACGAAGGGAGGAGGGGGGAUUUGCUUCGGGCCCGCAGUGGGGAGGAGAGGGUGAGUCAGGCUUGCAGAGGCCUGUCUCCUGGACGAAGAAGGGUCAGGUGUUCCCAUCUUAUUUGCUCAAGGGAUCAGCCAGCAGCCAUGGCUAGGGCCGCAGCUGCGAGGUGAGAUGUGGGAAGUGGUGAGCUCUGGGUCCAGGGUGCAGAAUCUAGGGAGCCUCCUAGAUAAGCCUGGAGGGAGGCAGUGAGGGGGAAAAGUGGAGAGAGAGAAGGCUGGGCAGGCCAGGGCAGCAAGCCAGGCAGAGUGUGUGGCAGAGCAAAAGGUUGGCAGCAAGAUCAGUGCCUGGAGGGCAAGUCACGGGGUGAAUGUAACUAGAUAAAGCUUGCCAGGAGCUUGGAAGAAAAAAGGCUCUGGAGUGGUUGUCUUCCUGUGGUCCUUAUGUGCCAGGCCCUGGAGAAGAGCAAAGUACGAUUCCUAGCUGCGAGCCACAACACCUGGCUCUAGUGGCAAAGCGUCUUAUUAAAUGGAUGCUGGAUUUAAAAAAAGGAGGGGUGGGUAGGGGGAUGCCGGAUGUGUAGAGGGCUAGUCCUGAGCUCAGGAAAUGAAAGCCAGCCAUGCUUAAAAAAUGUUUAAAAGAAAGGUGGAAGAAAGGUCACAGCACCUCUAGGAAGGACAGGGAAGCAGAUUUGAGUCCACACAAAUAGAAUACCCCAAAUCACACUGGGAUACAGAGUUGGUCUGGGGACUGACAGUUGCCACCAGAACUCCUGUGCCCAUUACCUCUGGAAGUGAGGGAGCUGCCCUCAUCAUUGCCAUCAGUCACUGGAAGGGAUCCUGGAGGUCUGGCUUCUGAUUCUCAGCCUGGGUGUGGCCUUGGAUUGGUGAGACCUGGAUCGUAGACCCACAUCCUCGCUGCAAAGCAGCAGGUCGAGGGCAAUCUGGCACUUUUCAUUUCUUUUCUUGCAGGGAGCAGAGGUAUACUGACCUUGAAGCUGAAGCUUCAGGAUGCCUCAGUUGGGGAUCCGUCAAGCUGUAGAAACUUCAGGCCCCAUAAAGCCCCCAUCUGCCCCUGCUCACAGUAGCAUGGAGAAGGUAUUUAAAACCCAGAAUUUAUUAAUGGAGACUUUGGCUUAGAAAAACUAAGGUCACAUAGCUUAAUAUAUGGGCUGGAACUCAAACUCAUAUCUUUGACUUCAAUACUUAUGGUUCUAACAAGGAAACUGAACUGGGGAUGCAGCGGAGGACUCCAUCACAGGCUUGGAAAGCCAGAUCAUUACCCAGAGACGUGUGUCUCUGGGUCAGGGAGUGGUCCUGGCAUUUUGUUUGUUUCCAGUUUUAUUGAGAAAGAAUUAACAUACAUCACUGUAUAAGUUUAAGGUGUACAACAUGAUGGUUUGAUUUACAUGUAUUGUGAAAUGAUUACAACACUAGGUUUAGUUAACAUCAGUCAUCUCAUUUAGAUACAAUAAAAAGAAAAGAAAAACAGAAUUAAAAAAUUUUUAGGGCUUCCCUGGUGGCACAGUGGUUGAGAGUCCGCCUGCCGAUGCAGGGGACGCGGGUUCGUGCCCUGGUCCGGGAGGAUCCCACGUGCUGAGGAGCGGCUGGGCCUGUAAGCCAUGGCCACUGAGCCUACGCAUCCGGAGCCUGUGCUCCGCAAACGGGAGAGGCCACAACAGUGAGAGGCCCGCAUCUGGCAAAAAAAAAAAAAUUUAAGUUUAUGACUGUUAUAAGAGAUGAAGAUUUAAUACCUCCAUCUCACCUCACCUUCUCUCCAAACUUUUAUUAUACUUUUAAUUAUAUAAUUGACCUACAGUACUGCAUUAGUUCCAGGUGCACAAUAUAGUUACUUGAUGUUUCUAUAUGUUACAAAAUGAUCACCACCAUCCUGGCAUUUGUCUGCAGACAUCUCAAGGACCAGAAUGAUGAAUGGUGGACAGUUGGCUGGGACAGUGGGGCCACUGGGGAUAAAAGCAGCCUGCUGGCCCUGCCUGGAAGGAACGCAUUGUUAAGUGGAGGAGUCGGCUAGGAAGUCUCCAGCAAUGUGGUAUGUUCAGGCAAAGAAGGUUGAGCAAGAGGUUCAUGGAGCCAGAGGUUAAGAACAGGGAGACACUGAUCCCUAGUGGGGUUCAGGAAGGCAUUUGGGGUGGGGCUUAGAGGCCAGCCUGAUAGUAGCAUCCCACAAGUUUCAUUUGCCCCUGCUUGGGUCACCGAUGACACAAUUAACGGCCUUUGUUAUGUGACUCAUCCGUUCUCACCUGUCUCCCAAGGUUCCAUAAUAGCGAUGACUGGCUCUUGGAUGUGGCUCCCUGCAUAUGGGGCCCUCUGGGCAAGCCUCUGCAUGAGCUACAGGGCGCAGCAGGUUCCGAGCAAGCCUCUAGGUGAACCCACAUCAGGUUUCAGGACAAAGAUAGGCAGUGCCAGUCCAGUGUUUCAAUGAGUCAGUCCAGGGCUAAGCCCUGGGGACAUAGUCACAGCCCUUGCUCUUGUGGGGAGUGCAGAUGUUAAAUAAAUAGUCCUACAGAUAGAUAUGCAUAAGUGUCGCUUGUGCUCUAAGAAUAAAUAAGAAUGGGUAGAGGGUGACCUACUUUAGUAUGGAGAGUCAGGAAAACAUUUUUGAAAAGGAAACGUUUGGUUUGAAUAGAUAGGGACUUCCCUGGUGGUCCAGUGGGUAAGACUCCGUGCUCCCAAUGCAGGGUGUCUGGGUUCAAUCCCUGGUGGGGUAACUAGAUCCCACGUGCAUGCCGUAACUAAGAAGUCCGCAUGCCACAAUUAAAGAUCCUGUGUGCCACAACUAAGACCCGGCACAGCCUAAAUAAAUAAAUAAAUAUUUAAAAAAAUAGGUAGGUGUUAAUUGAGCAUAGGAUGAAGAGGCAGAGAGAGACUGAGGGAUUGGUCUCUUUGGAAUCAAGGUUCCUUGGCAAAAUAAAAGAAUCAGUCCUGGGAAUCCAAGCUCAUGGGAUGGGAGAGGCCCCAGGACGUGACUGAGUUUGUGUGUCUAUGGUAAAGAGGACUAGAAGUAGAACUGAUGGAUCAAAGAGCAUCCACAUUUUAAAUAUGGAAUUGCCAAAUGGAGUACUGACUUACGUUCUCUGGAAUGGUGUCAGGAAGGCCCUUGUCACCCUUUUCUAUUGACCCCCUCCCCAUCAUCUGUACAGGGUAAAUCAUUUUCAUUUUUACCUACCUGAUGGAAUAUUAUGCAGCAGUAAAAUGAAAUGAACUAUCAAACCAUGAAAAGACAUUCAGGAGGGAACCUGAGUGAAAGAAGCCAAUCUGAAGAAGCUACAUUUAGUAUGAUUCCAACUAUAUGACAUUGUGGAAAAGGCAAAACUAUUCAGACAGUAAAAAGAUUAGUGGUUGUGAGAAAUGGAAUAUUUCCUGCCAUAUCAGUAAACAAAGGAUGUCACAGCCACCAGCGAUUGCAACAGAGCUGGUGAGCCCUGAGGGAACUCAGGAAGGAAAGAAUAUCUGCCAUCUAGCAGCCAUCAGACUGCAGCCACUCCCCACGGUGAGCCCUGAGGAAACUCAGGAUGUGAAAAUACAGGAUACUGGCCCCAGAUAGCUGAGGUGCAUAUCAAAGGAAUGAUUUCAGUGAGCCCAGGCUCUUGCAUCUUCCCAUACAUAGAAAAGCUCUAAAUUCCUUAACUUGACAUAUCUGGUUUCCCAAUUAACAGUAAUCUUUUGAUGCUCCCGACUACCUGCCCCUUGUUGCAAAACUCCUAUGUAUUCUAGCUCCACUCACCUCCUCGGAGCAGUUUCUCAGAGCUAUCUGAAAUGCUGUCUCCUGGGUUGCAGUCCUCAUUUUGCCCCAAAUAAAACUUAACUUGCAGCUCUCACG